Molecule: messenger RNA, 2062 nt
Organism: Sinocyclocheilus rhinocerous
Lineage: Eukaryota; Metazoa; Chordata; Actinopteri; Cypriniformes; Cyprinidae
Exons: 5
Coding region: 128-1804 (558 amino acids)
Source: RefSeq, a predicted model, not a curated record
GAGCAUUGCCAUGUGUCUUUAUAAUGGAGCAGAUCGUCGCGUUAAACAUAAAUAACAGAAGAGCAAAGUCGCAGUAGGAUCUGCUUGAACCAACCAGCUUUUCAGUGUCGGUACUGUGGUCUCCAGCAUGGGCAGACUGGACGACGCUGCCAAGCGCAAGGUGGUGGAGCUGCGGGAAGCAGGUUUGAGCUUCCGUAAGAUCAAAGCCGUGCUGGAGCUGGAGAACAUCAAGGUGUCUGCACAGGCCAUCUUCCUUUUCCUGAAGGAGUUUCAAGGGAGAGCUCGAAAACAGGACGGAGCGGCUGCGAACAGCAGCCAUCCGGUGCCGGUGCAAACAGCAGCCAGAGACGUGACCAGCUGUGAGACGCGGCCAGCCGGCUGGAGUGAUCAGCAGCUGAGGAACCUCCUCAGAGAAGCUUCUCGAGUCGCUGCCUCCCAGCAGGCCGGAUCGUCCUCGGAUGCGAGAGGAGGACAGUCUUCCAGGACGGGUUCGGCAGGUAUAAGGGUGGCACAAGGUAGGGAACAAGAUGAGGACAUCCGGAUUGUCAGCGUCACCUCGUUGGCACAGGGUACUCCGCACACUGGUGUCCAAGGGCCGCGUUCAGCAGUGGGAACGGGAGCGAUGAGUGGUGCUAAUUAUAUAAGACGACGACACACACCUUCACCUGCCAAUCCUGUGCUAGUGGCUCGUAAACGACUGCUGGAUAAGGCUUUGCUCCAUAGAGCACGGGAUCAUGUGAUUCUGAAGACUGGAGUAAUGCCUGCUAAUAAUUUGACUAUUUUCAUGGUCAGAGACAGCGUUCCACAGAGUGGCCAGCAGGUGUCGCUGUCAGUGAGACGAGACCCGUCCUGUUUCUCUGGAUCUGAAGGCAGAAAGCUUGCGUUACCUCAGACGGCUUCUUAUGACCUGACUACAGCCAGACCUCCACACAUGAGAUCAUUGCACCAAGGAGCCAGUCCUCAUAGGAGGUUGAUGCACCAGCGGGUCGGCGUUCCCGUUCGCGCUCCUCAACACCCUCCACGUGUCGGCAUCCACCUCCCCGACCCAUCCACCACUGGGAUGACGUCCCAAAAUUCAGCCCCCCCUGCACGGGUCCAAAACGUGAGCAACCAGCCUUCACCUCCUCCCCAGCGGAGCGGCCUGGACCCUGGAGCCUUGAGCGGCCUGCAGGAACAGAUCCAGCUGUUGGGCUCCGAGCUGAGAAGUUUGGGACUGGCGUUGAGGAUGAUGGUGGACCAUCAAGGCCGACUGGAGAGAGAACAAGCCCAGCAGACCCAAGUCCAGAAGCAGAUCCUCGGCACCCUGCAGAAUCUCUCAUCCAAAUUUGAGCCUCUGCAGUCUACAUCUGCGCCAACGUUACCAGCGUCUUGUUCCCUGGCCUCCUCUGCGCCCUUCGGCCAGACUGCGACCGGUCAGGGUGCUUACGCUCAGUGCAGCCAAGCCCAGACGCGAUACAACGAGAUCCAUGAUUCCGGUCUGGAGAGCAUUGAGGUGUUUUCUCUGGACCAGCUCAGCCCACCUACCAUGAACGGGUUUCAGCAGUGCCCGACCUCCGGCGGGCCCCCGUUCACCCACGCACAAGCGCGCACGCCGACUUUCACGCAAACAUUCGCGCCCAGCGCACUCCAGUACACUCAGCCGCACACAGACUCCUUUACGGGGAUGGAUAACAAAUCAGUAGACAUGCCCUCCACCAGUGCAGGUGGGUCAUUCCAGGCUUGCAGCCCCCCUAACCAGUCCUCUAGUCUUCCGGUUUCACCCCACGAGCCCGAGCUGAACAUCAUUAAGGUGGAGAACGUCUGAGAAAUGGCUGAAAUCUGGACUUCACUGUAUUUUAUUGCACACAACUGUUUUAGCUUCCCAGAGAAACUCAUACCAGGAAACUUAUACUAAGUAAAAAGGUUUCCCCUGCUUUCCGUUUUGUUUAAUUGUAUACAGUAAUUUUGCCUUUUUAUAGGAAAAGAAAAUAAAUAUCAGUAGACAUGGUUUGUCCUGUUAUUUUUGCAUUUUUUAAUUUGUUGAUUUUAGCACAGUAUCGAACCACAGUAUCAAUAGAAAUGU